AUGGAUACCAAUGCGCAACGACGCAACGGCUUUGCCGUCGGAACAGAAAGGAUAUCUUAUAGCGUGCCCAAAUCGUUCUUCCCGUUGCAAGACGCGACUACGUCUUCGACAACGACAGACAGCUCAAAAACUGCGACACAAACAUGGUCGAAUUACUUAGCCGGCCAACGAGCCCAAACACAAUACCGUGCGUGGUCGCGUGUCGAGAUCCCAUCACACUCGGCUUGCAACUUCGCCCGCACGGUCAUGAAGCGCAUUGGUCUUCCGAUACCCUGGGACGCGUCGGCUCAAACGAUUCCUCCACCUGUUGCACCGAUUCACAUAGAUUUCUCCUUGCUUGCUGACGAUGGCAUGCCCAAGCGCCGCGUUGUACGCCGCCUGGACUCAUACGAAGCGUCUAGCGAGGAGUGGCAGGUGGGGGGAAAGCCAUUUUCGAGUUUGGCGAUGCUUGGUCUACAAUUACAGGCCAAGGCUGAAGUCGCCGAUUGCCUAAGGACAUAUCCGACGUCCACUACCCAGGCCGAAGCGCGACAGCGCCGGGAUGGUCAUUACGUUCAGGUCAUCCCUCAGAAGCGACGAACGGGGAUGGAGCAUAGUGCUGGAAACAGACUGGGCACAUACAUCAAGGCAAUGGAGCUGCCAAAGAGCACACCCCAUUUCCGAAUGCCUCGCCGACGAUUCAGUCCCCUGCCUCGUCCGCAGGCCACCAGCCCAACGCUUUCUCCCAUUGCUCUUUUCACACCGAAUAAAGAGCCCGUCACCCCAGCCGCUGUCAUGCAACCGCCUCGGGAUAUGUCGGACGCGAAGUCGCCGACAAAGAGAAGCCCACGACACACGAGUCCGCCAAUCAAGAACGACGGACCGCGCAUCAGCGAGCCUGCAGUCAAGCUGCUACCUGCGACGACGCCCAAGAUUGAGCCGUCGCCCACCAAGUCUGUGUCUCCACCUCCUGCGACACCUUUGGGCGAAAAGCGGAGGCUGCGCAGCAUUUUGGGGACUCCGUCGACCUUUCCUAAGGCUGCGCCCUUUGGAAACGCGUUUGCUGGCAUGCGACGGCAUUCCGCCAUGCGACCCAGCGGCGCAGUGCCAUUCUCCUUGUCGCCGAUCAAGCUGCUGGCUACACCUUGCCCGAGCCAUCGUAUUGUGAAGCGUCAGAACUGGCUGUCGCCAACGAAGCGCACGUUUCCUGUUGCCGAAAAGCCUUCUCGAUCUGUUGCUGAGGAACCAAAGACCCCUCGCAUAUUUAGCAACAUUUCGUACAUGACCGCCGAUGUCCCGAGCCCCGUUGCUUUCGUGUCGACGCUGUUUCCGGAUAGUCCUGUGAAGCGGUCCAUCGACUUGCAAUCCGCUACGCCACAGAAGCCGGCCGACUUUGAGUUCGGAACGGCAUCGCCGGCGUUCAAUGCGGUCACUUGGCUAAACAACGUCGACACGACUCCGCGACCGGUGGCAAGCUUGAAGAAGAGCUCUAGACGGCUAAGUGAGCCGCUAAUCCGUGGCUGCUUGAAAGGGCAGAAUCGCAGGCAGACGAUGUCGCCGCAGAAACUUGGGUAUCAGGCUGAGGAUACGUUUGCUGGAUUGCAGGGUCGGUCAUUGGGUGACCGAUCGUCAAGUCGCAGACAAACAAUUUCUCCGAAGAAACUGAUAUUCAACGGAUCAGAUGGCCUGUUCUCCCCCGCCAAGAAGGCUGGUCAGCCUUUGACGGCUUCUGUGGAACUGAAGUCGUCUCCUUCACCAGGGCUGCACAGGGUGCAAAAGCGCCGCGUAAGCUUCGGUAGCAAAGGCCGAGCUGCCUCGCGACAGGCGAAAGAGGUUGUUAAGAUUGAUAUGCGGCAGAACUCCGAUAUUUUCGGUAGUAAGCCUGUCUUGUUGAACUCCUCUCCUGGCUUGAGUGCGGCACUUCCCAGCAUUACCGAAAGCGGACAUGAGGUGGAAAGCUAUGAUGAGCCCGCUAAGCCUCGCCUGUUCUCCCCCUCCACCGAGGCGCAGUCUCGUAAAGUUGCCGAGCAGACUGCCUGUCUGCAAACACCGACAAAGCUCAGUCAGGUAGCAGUUCAGGACGCCUCGCCCGUUCCCAUCGUGGGCAGCCCAAAAGCUGCUCUAGGCAUCAUUGAAAGCCUAUCGGUCAUCGACUCUCUUCAAGCCUCUAUUGAAGAGCGCAAAGAAGUCCCCGGUGCUGAGCCUCGUGCUAUUUCGCAAAGCCCGAGCCCGGUGACUUCUACUUCUGUUUCAUUCUUCCCGAGGAAACAGAAGCUUAGCCCUAGCCCGACGCUGAAUCUGACAUUCACUCCGGUUAACAGCCGAAGUCCGAGUGCACUCGAAGCAAAUGUGCUAGCAGAGGAGUCGAUCCCGGAGAGCCCCCUGACGAACACAACGGAGAUUGUGGAAACUGUCACGGCCAACUCCCACGAUUACGACAGCCCUGGACGCGACUACAUGAGGGAGUUUAUAAGACGCUCGCGUCCAAAGCGUUCUUCCACGACCGAGACUGGCUCUCCAGUUGGCAUUACGGUCAAGCGCCAGCCGUUGGGUGCUAAGAGCCCCAACACUGAAAGCCCAAGCAAGAACAAGCGGAAGCUCGAGAAAGAGCAUGACGAGCAUGAGUCACCGCUUAAGAGAGCAUCCGACGCAUCACCAAGGAAAGUGCGACGCUAUGGCGGCAACAUUUCCAGGAAGCGUACGGCAACGAAAGCGGACGGAGAUCAGGACGAGCAGAUUGAGACCCUAGAAGUCACAACUGCGACUGACGCCGCAAAGAACGUCGAGGAGCAGCAUGUCAACACUGAGUCGGACAGCAAAUCUAGACGCUCCUCUCGACUGCGAAAUCAGACGCGUCUGCCAUCUGCCAAGUCGGCUAUCCCGACUCCCAUCAAGCUUGGGCGGAGCAGCGGUUCGAUGCUGAACUCUGCUGUUCGCAGCGAGCAGCAGGACCUGAAGACCCAGACUCGCAGAAAUACGCUCAGAAACAAGGGAAGAUCUGAACAGCCUGCCCAAUUCCUGGCUAGACAACAGGCAGAGGGGCAAGCAGAGCCAGAACCCUUGGAGCGCGAUUCCGAGUCGGAUAAGGAACGACGCAAAUGCGUCAACUGGAACAAUCCCUUGGCCAUGUACCAAGAGGAAGUCCGGAGGAAGGAGACAGUCACGCCCAAGAAGGGCAAGUCUGCAAAGCCAAAGACCGUGCAGAUGAGCGGCAUCGCGAAGCCCAGCACACGAGCUAAGACGACGGCGGACAAGGAGCGUACUGCGCGCCUGGCCGAGCACUUUGGCAUGGUGUCUAACGGGACUCCCGCGAAGCCACAACGGUCGACACGAUCACGCAUGAGAAUGUGA
This is a messenger RNA of Beauveria bassiana ARSEF 2860, 3330 nucleotides long. RefSeq lists its product as uncharacterized. Bases 1 to 3330 code for a protein of 1109 amino acids. The transcript is spliced from 3 exons. Lineage: Eukaryota; Fungi; Ascomycota; Sordariomycetes; Hypocreales; Cordycipitaceae. The record is from RefSeq and is a predicted model, not a curated record.